Molecule: messenger RNA, 1512 nt
Organism: Vicia villosa (hairy vetch)
Lineage: Eukaryota; Viridiplantae; Streptophyta; Magnoliopsida; Fabales; Fabaceae
Product: F-box protein SKIP19-like
Exons: 4
Coding region: 1-1512 (503 amino acids)
Molecular function (GO): protein binding
Source: RefSeq, a predicted model, not a curated record
AUGGCACCUUGUUCAAUUACAGCAAAAGCAGAUUCUGAGUCCAGAAUGCUGCCAAAUUGGCUUGAACUUCCAAGAGACAUCACAACUAGCAUUCUACAGAGGCUUGGUACAGUGGAAAUUGUCACUAGUGCGUGCCUAGUCUGUCCUCUAUGGUGGAACAUUUGCAAGGAUCCACUCAUGUGGCACACCAUUCACAUGACUAAUUUUAUACGUUUAUUCCACAAAAAUCAUUCUGACGAUCUGAAGAUUUGUUGUUAUGCUGUUGAAAGAAGUUGUGGUCAUCUGAUAGACAUUAAUAUUAAGUUCUUUGCCAACGAUGAUCUCCUUGAAUGCAUAGCUGAAAACGCCAGUAACCUACAAAACGUCCAGCUCCUAAAUUGCCUUAGUAUUUCGGACAAAGGAUUUAUUGAAGCUGUGAGAAAAUUUUCACAGUUAGAGAAGUUGGACAUCUCACAUUGUAACCUAUCUAAUGUUUCUCUUGAAGUCCUUGGCCGAUCUUGUACUCUUUUAAAAUCUCUAAUAUUUAAGAGAUUUGGGUCUGAAUAUCAAGGUGGUGAUGAUAAUGAGGCUCUUGUUAUUUCUGAAACAAUGACUGGAUUAUGUCAUCUUGAUAUUGAAGGAAACAGGCUCACUAAUGUCGGACUUCUUUCCGUUCUUGACAAAUGUCCUCUUCUUGAGUAUCUUGACAUUCAAGAAUGUUACAAUCUCAAUUUGACUCAAGAUUUGACGAAAAGAUGCCUUGAGCAGAUUAAGGUUAUACUAUUGCCAAAUCCGAAUAACCAUGAAGACUUUGAUGAAUAUUCUGAUUAUUAUUAUGAAGAUUUUGAUAAUGGUUAUUAUGAUGAUAUAGUCGAAGGUUACUUUGACAAUGCUUGCUGGAAGUGGCAGUUGGCCAAUCUUUUCGUGGCUGGGAGUGAAGCAAGGGCGGUGGCGGUGAACGAAAAUGGUGAUUCAGGGGCUGUUGCUGGCAGUGUUGAUUCUGGGACAGUGUUGGAGAGUGAUUCGGCAGUUGAGGCUGAAGCUCUUUCCGCGGCUGUUUCUGCCUGGCGGUUAUUGAUGCCGGUUUUUCAAGAGUUGCAGGCUAUCCUCCAGCAGCAGGUUUUGAAGAGUGAUGAAGAUGACUCCUUCAAGUGGAGACUGAAUUUGGACGGUAUCUUCUCGGUGAAGUCUUGUUACGAUCACUUCAAAGUCAAGCUCUCGGGUCUGCCGUUGAAUAAUGAAAAGUGGUUCAAAGAGGUCAGAAAGUGGAACCCUAGAGAGGUUGAUAAUGAGAGAAUGGCUUGGGUGAGGGUCUUCGGAGUCCCAAGUCAAGCGUGGAACCACAUAUUCUUUGAUUUCAUCUCACUUUCAGUAGGAUCUCUUUUACGUGAGGAUGAAAGCACUGAGGGUAAGCUCAAGAUGGAAGUGGCUAGACUCUUGAUUCGUACUAAAAGCUUUACUAUGAUUAACGAAGAAAUUAAGAUAACAGUUGAUAAUGAUGUCUUCAAUAUAUUGAUGUUGGAAGAAGCCUAA